AUGUCCAGGCAGUCGAUCAGCGAUCUUGUCGACCUCACAGAGCGUAUCACACGCACCUGUUUUUUUUGUUCAGCUGGAGGAGGGUUUGGUGACAUCUGGCGCUGCACUCUACAAACUGGUGCAACACAUGACAUGGUUGCAGUCAAAGCAAUCAGGUUCCAAUCUGGAGAGGCCGGUGCAUCACAGGAAAAGGCGCUGCGACGUGAACUUGGAACGUGGAAGAGACUUGUCCAUGCGAAUAUCUUGCCACUACUAGGCAUAGCAAGAGGUUUUAGCCCCUCUAUAUCUAUGGUCUCCCCUUGGUACGAAAAUGGUUCGCUAGCAGCUUAUCUCCAGAAAUACGAAGAUAUUUCUCUGUCUGAUCGCCUCCGCCUACUUCAAGACAUUGCGUCGGGUCUCCGUUAUCUGCAUGGCAUCCCGGUGGUUCACGGUGACUUAACUCCAAACAACGUACUCCUGAAUGACGAAAAAAGGGCUGUCCUCACAGACUUUGGCUUAUCGUCCAUGCUCGGGGAUAUCACGGGUUUUUCAUAUCUUGAGCGGUCUUGUGCACAACCAGGAGCAAUUCGCUACAGCGCUCCCGAGCUUCUGAUUUUGGGGGAGUCUGAUGCAUCUAUCCGACCAGACAUUCGAAGUGAUGUCUACUCAUUUGGCUGUCUAGCGCUCAAAGUCCUUUCGGGAAACGAACCCUGGUCUGAUGUCAAACACUGGAGAACUAUCGUCAUCAAAGUCGCAAAUGGACGUACACAACAGAGGCCUACCCACAGUCCGAUUUCAGAUGCCCAUUGGCGACUAAUACAACAAUGUUUCUCACGACCUCGUGCUCGACCAUCUACAAAUGACAUUCUGAAAUUUCUCAGAAAAGAAUUACAGUCGGAAGUCUCGGCCGUAAAUCGAUCGACCCAAUGCUCCAAUCGAGAUGAAGCAACGGCAUCUCUCAAGUACAAAGUUACUGCCAACACAUUUCAUUUGACACGUGCUUCCGGGACAAGUCACAUUAUUGAUGCAAAUGAACAAAUAGCGUCUACGUUGCUCAGUUCUAUACCUGAUAUUCCUGACAAAGGGAAAAGUCCUGCGCGCAAGUUCAGUUUGAAUUUGUUCCGCCGUAAAAGCGUGCAAUCGAUUCAAACACAAGGCCCGAUCAUCGAGGCCCGUUCGCUGACGAUAGUGCAAGACUUUGCCGUACCUUCGGGGGGGCUUGGCAAUACUUUUCAGUGUGUCUUGCGGAACAAGACUUUCAAAAAGGAGAAGGUCGCUGUCAAGUCCAUCAAGGUACGAGAUGACGAUGAAGAGAACAUUAAGGAGGCUCAAAAAAUCAUCCUGAAAGAAGUGCAAGGCUGGAUGUCUCUCCCCCAUGAAAAUCUAUUACCUAUCUACGGUACUACUACUGGCUUCGGUUCUAGCCUUCCAUGUUUGGUUUUACCUUGGAUGGAGAACGGGUCGUUGACCAGCUACCUGAGCGUCAAGAAUCAAAACCUCCCAAUCGCUACGAAAUUUUUGCUUCUAUCUCAUGUCGCAGCUGGGCUUCAAUUUCUUCACAGCAAUUCCAUAAUACAUGGCAAUCUCAGUAGUAAUAAUGUCCUAAUUGAUGAGCGCCACAAUUCCUAUCAUUGUGGUGCUUUGCGCUGGACGGCCCCGGAAUUGAUUGACGACGAUGAUCAGGAGCUCGGUCAUGCGUCCGAUAUCUAUUCUUUCGGAUGCAUCAUGCUUCAUGUGCUCUCCGAAAAAUUACCAUACUGGUGGCUGGACGAUGUUCUGCGCGUACUUUCUGCGCGACAUAAUGGCGUGAAUCCAGUCCGUUGCGGGCCGGAGAUGCAUGAGGAACAUGUGAAAUUCGUCCAGCAUUGCUUGUCGGUUUCUCCUACGGACCGGCCAAUAAUGGAUAAGAUCGACGAUUUCAUUGCAAGAUCUACGCGGUCCAUUGUAAAGUAGAGCUGUAUCAUACUGGAGUCUGGGGUUAUAUAUAGUCACAACCAGAUGUCAGUAAUUAGAUAUCGGGCAUUUGAG
Suillus fuscotomentosus is the source of this 2007-nucleotide messenger RNA. Its product is annotated as kinase-like domain-containing protein. Bases 1 to 1932 code for a protein of 643 amino acids. NCBI's taxonomy places the organism in Eukaryota, Fungi, Basidiomycota, Agaricomycetes, Boletales, Suillaceae. The record is from RefSeq and is a predicted model, not a curated record. Gene Ontology annotation, molecular function: protein kinase activity; ATP binding. Gene Ontology annotation, biological process: protein phosphorylation. The transcript has 17 exons.